Molecule: messenger RNA, 273 nt
Organism: Eruca vesicaria subsp. sativa (arugula)
Lineage: Eukaryota; Viridiplantae; Streptophyta; Magnoliopsida; Brassicales; Brassicaceae
Source: the annotation of a GenBank genome assembly
AUGUUAAAAGAUGCGACUAGAGACCUUAUAUGUGAAGGGUAUGAUGAUGGUCCUCGUUGUCCCCCAGAGAGUCCAAUGGUAGCUUCUUACUCAAGAAACAUAGAUGUGGAGAUUAUUGAUCUUUUGCAUAGAAGUUAUCAGGAACUGCGAGUUGCACAGAAGGAUGAUGGUCAAAGACAAGAAAUAGCUUCACAACAUGAGCCAAUGAUGAUCAAAUGUAGCAGUUUUGACUAUAAGAAAUCAAAAUCUGUUCUCUGCAAAAGGCUAUCUUGA